Messenger RNA from Vicia villosa (hairy vetch), 791 nucleotides. RefSeq lists its product as uncharacterized. The transcript is spliced from 7 exons. The record is from RefSeq and is a predicted model, not a curated record. Gene Ontology annotation, molecular function: dipeptidyl-peptidase activity; serine-type exopeptidase activity; protein binding. Gene Ontology annotation, cellular component: vacuole. Gene Ontology annotation, biological process: proteolysis. Lineage: Eukaryota; Viridiplantae; Streptophyta; Magnoliopsida; Fabales; Fabaceae. The coding region runs from base 9 to 791 and encodes 260 amino acids.
CAGCAUGGAUGAUACUAAAGUAUCAUCAUAUUGCUAUUGGGGCACUAGCAUCUUCAGCUCCAAUUCUUGAGUUUGAAGAUAUUGUUCCACUAGAAACUUUCUAUGACAUUGUUUCCAAUGGUUUUAAGCGCGAAAGUUCCACUUGCUUUAACUAUAUAAAACAGUCAUGGGAUGAAAUAGAAUCUAAGGGUCAAACUAGCGAUGGCCUUGAAUUUCUGAGCAAAACAUUCAACUUUUGUCAGAAAUUAAAGAGCACUGGAGAUUUAUUCGGUUGGUUGGAGUCUGCAUAUAGUUAUUUGGCUAUGGUUAACUACCCUUACCCUUCUGAGUUUAUGAAGCUUUUGCCUGGACACCCUAUCAAGGAGGUUUGCAGAAGAAUAGACGGAGGCCCGGCUGGGACUAGUAUUCUAGAGCGCAUAUAUGAAGGAGUGAAUGUCUACUACAAUUAUACUGGAGAAGCUAAGUGUUUUGAACUAGAUGAUGAUCCUCAUGGCCUGAGUGGUUGGGACUUUCAGGCAUGUACUGAAAUGGUUAUGCCAAUGUCUUGUAGCAAGGAGUCCAGCAUGUAUCCACCAUAUGAAUAUAAUUACUCUUCUUUCGAAGAGGAUUGCUUCAAGAAAUUCGGAGUGAAGCCAAGGCCACGUUGGAUUUGGAUUAGUACAGAAUUUGGAGGGCAUGAUGGUUGGACACCAUUACAUCUUGCAGUUCAAACUCAGAGAAAUGAUGUAGUAAAGCUUCUGGUGAUUAAAGGCGCUGAUAAGACAUUAAAAAACAAGGACCAAGAAUUUUAA